Molecule: messenger RNA, 1971 nt
Organism: Cynara cardunculus var. scolymus (artichoke)
Lineage: Eukaryota; Viridiplantae; Streptophyta; Magnoliopsida; Asterales; Asteraceae
Product: seipin-2-like
Exons: 2
Coding region: 95-1708 (537 amino acids)
Biological process (GO): lipid storage; lipid droplet organization
Cellular component (GO): endoplasmic reticulum membrane
Source: RefSeq, a predicted model, not a curated record
GCGAAUAUGAAAAGAUAACGUUAGGUUCGUUAUAAUCGUUUCUUCCCCGAUUAUCCAAACCCUAACCCUAGAUGAUUCUUCCAAUUCCUCUUCAAUGGAACAGCAAUCUUCUAAUUUGAUCUCCCAAGAUGAUACUAGCAAGGCAAUUGGAGGCCACGAAGCGGAAUUCCACGACCCCCUUGAAGAAUUCCCUUUUGUCGAUGCUUCAAAUUCCUUCGAAUCCGAACAACAAUCGCUUUCUAGUUCCGAGCUUGAUACCAAUAAACACGAGGACUCUACGGUUUCGGUCUUAUCCGAGCACACGACAGACUCCCCGUCGUCUCCUUCCUCUGCCGGCCUCCGACAUCGCCGACUUGUUUCUCAACGCAGUGACAAAGGGUUCUCCCAGUCUCAGUUCUUCAAAAAUAAUCCUGAUGGGUUGAUAGAUUUUGAUCCUCACGGUGCUAUUGUUUCUCCUCGUAAGAAGCACGAACGAUCCUGGAGUUUGAAGGACGACGAGAAAUUAAAUGGAAAAUUGGACUCCGGUACGGUUCAUUUGAGUUCAGGCGGUGAUGGUGGACAGUUAAAGGACGAGACAGAUGAGAGUUCCGUGAUUACUAGUGUCAAUAGCGGUGAAAGAGUCAACGAUGAGUAUAUUACAUCAUCUGAUCCGCCAGUUUCUAUUGCAUAUCUUCUUUAUACCUUAGCUGAAUUGGUGAUUAAAGCUGUUGGGUUUCAAUCAAACUUCUUAGCAACCUCUGUCACAUUUCCGAUGUGGUCAAUGCAAUCUUUAUACAUGUUUGCGACCGAUCCCUUUGGGAUAAUGAUGUAUGGGAGAAAUUGUAUACUGGCGAUUGUUUCAUGGAUUAUAAACCUAUGGACUGAAAAGAGUGAUUCCAGAUGGAAGCUGUGUUUUCGUGUGGGAUGGGGCUUAUUGUGGUUGGCUUAUUGUGGCUUCAUUUUGAUCUGUUUAUUAGUUCCGGCUUUUCUUCUUGGUGGCAUAAUGAUGAAAUGGAUAGUGCAGGAGCCGUUACGGAUAACAGAGCAGUUAACUUUUGAUUAUUCAAGAGAUGCUCCCGAGGCGGUUGUGCCUAUAAUUUCUUGUCCAGAUUCCUCCUUUCUGGAGCUCAGCGAAAAGAGCAAGAUUGGGAAGACGGAUGAAUCACGGGUUAUACCUUUUGGUCAUGAACUACAGGCGACGGUCUCCUUAACUUUACCAGAAUCGGACUACAACAGAAAUCUUGGGAUUUUCCAGGUGAGGGUAGACUUUCUUUCUGGUGAUGGUAAACGCCUUGCAAGUAUAAGGCAGCCCUCUAUGUUGCAAUUUAAAAGUGAGCCUAUCCGCCUUGUAUCGACUGUCUUGAAUUUGGCUCCUCUUCUCACUGGCUAUUCAUCAGAAACACAAACUCUGAACAUAAAAUUCAAAGGGUAUACCGAAAAAGAUAUCCCUACGUCCUGCUCGAGGGUUGUUCUUGAAAAACGAGCCGAAUUUGAAAGAGGAGGUGGUAUACCUGAAUUGUAUGCUGCAUCUGUAAAGUUAGAGUCUCAACUUCCUUUUCUGAAGAGGAUGUUGUGGCAUUGGAGGAUUAUGAUAUACCUGUGGAUUAGCAUGAUGAUGUUUACGGUGGAGUUGCUAUUCACGCUGCUAUUUUGUACACCGAUUGUUUUCCCAUGGCUACGUUCUUCGAAUAAUAAUGCAUAUCACAACACCCCUCCUGGUCGAAGUUAGCUGCCGUGCUCAUCUCUGUUCCUGGUAUGCAACCUACUCUUUCUCUACCACUUAUAUUGAUGAUUAAAAGAAUGCAAUAUGCAAAUGGGUGUCCAAGUUGAUUUGUAUGUAGUUCUUAUAGAUCAAGAUUUUAUAAAUUUAUCAUGUAUAUAUAUGCGAUAAUUUUUUAUUUCCUUUUCUUUUUAAUUUAUAGUUGAUGUCAAGCGGAUUUGUAUAUUGUUCAAUUGGGUAUUAGGAUUUAUGAUGGUUUACGUACGAGUCAA